Sus scrofa (pig) is the source of this 3837-nucleotide messenger RNA. The record is from RefSeq and is a predicted model, not a curated record. Lineage: Eukaryota; Metazoa; Chordata; Mammalia; Artiodactyla; Suidae.
CGAUGGUUGCGGCCGCAACGCCAGGUAAGGGAGUCGCUCUCCCAGUCGCGCUCGCGGCCGCUAGCCCGGGCCGGCACGAACGCCUCCGACAGGCGAGUCUGCGCGCGAGUGCAGCAGCCGCGGGGCGGUCCCCGCUGUUUAAAGCCUCGGCGGGGCCGCGGUGGUGGCGGCUCCGGCUGCUGCACGCGGGAGGCGGGGCCCGCGGCUCCUCCGCCUCUCAGCCCGCCCACCCGCGAUCCCGCAGUGGCGCGCAGCGGAGACUCUCUCGGUGCCAGGCUCCAGCGCGAUCCAACGCAGGAAUCGCGUCCGGCCAGUCCACGCCGGGCCUCGGGCAGCACGAGCAGCACAGUCCGGGAGCGGUCGGGCGCCGCCUCGUUGUCGUCUCCGGGAAGAUCUCCGCGUCGCUUCCUCCUCUUCCGUCGUCCUCCUCCAACCCCUCCACCUCCCUCCCCCGCCCCGCUCUGCGGCGGAGAGGAACGGGCCCCCCGGCCGCCUCCCUCUCUCCCCGCCCCUGGGACCGCGCGUCAGUGGGCCGGCAGCCCAGGCCACGGCAACUCGGGCUGCGGACGGUGCCCGGCCGGGCCGGCGAAGGGGAGCGCUGCCCCUGCCUCGGCACACGCUUAUUGCUGAUGUUCCAGCGACAGCUGCCACCGCGGUGGUGGCCCCGGAGAGUAUCGCCUGCUCCUUUUUUUGGUUUUUUUUUUUUUUUUUUUUUUUUUUACGUUUCUGAGCUCUCAGUAUUGGACCCAGCCGGCGAGAUCUCGCGAGAUGCUGCAGGACUACCCGGCCGCUUCCCCUGCGGCGCGUGGUACCCGAGGCGAUGCCGGUGCCGCUAACCGCCCUGCUCUCCUGCGGGUGAUGUCUGGGGCUUUCUUCUUGGGCCCGCAGGUGCUUCCGGAGUUGGGGGCAAGGUGCACCCUCCAGCAAGGCCUGGCCUUGCUAGGAGCUCUGGACCGCCGCGAAUCCCCUCACCCACUCCAGGCCUGAGCCUAGAGGGAGGCAGGAUUUCCUCUGGGCUGCCUUUGAGGCGUUUACCCGCCUGGCAGCGUUAGAUUUGCAUAACCAGAUACGAAUUCCAGUGGAGAUGCAGUGGGUGUGUCUGCAUUUCCGAUUACACCAUCAUUUUAAAAGCUGUGAUGUUCGAAGAUUUGGAGUUUUAAAAGCAGUUUUUACUGUCAUUAUUUUGCUGUGUCUUAAUUUGGAAGAUGGAACAACAGCCCAGACUGAGGACAACCAGUGUGUGCGGUGCCCCCUGGCUCUCUUCACAAUGCCUGGCGGGAGGAAAUUGGACUCAGGGAACUGAUGCAAGGGCUGAUAUUCCGGCAACUGCUGUUGCUGUGAGUAAGGAAGUCCCUUGUUUCUGACCCUGGACGCUGAUGUCUUCUGCCACCAUCCUUGACAGUGCACACAGACCUCAGAGAAGUUGCAGGUUCAGUUCCAGGCCACUCCAAUUCAGGUAAUAUGAAGGGUGUUGAGAAUUUGACAGCAUCACCAUAUGUGCUUCAAAUGAUACCACAUUCCUGAUUUUCAGUAACCAGGUCAAAAGGACUCUCCAGACUUCCUCUAGGAGAAGUAUUCUGCUAACUUUAUCUUCAACAUUUGAAAGCCACUGACAAUAACAGAAGACCACUUGCGUUUAAUACAAAAGACGACUCUAUUAGAACAACACCAGGGUUAUCUUGAGGAACCCCAGGACGAGGUAAGAGCUAGAAAUGUUCUCUUGACUUCUGUGGAUGCCUGUGUAUCAGCUCUAUACUUUUGAGUCAUUACCUCCCUCUCAGCCAGCAGUCUUCCCCCUGCUUCACGCUAAAAACAUGGCCACGGGCAGCAACUAAGUUUCUAUGUCAUGGACUCAGCCAACCUGAGAAAAACUAAAUCCGUCUCAAUCCUUUCUCAUCUCCCCACCCCAUUCACCCUUCCAGAUUUUGAGGAUUCACAGAUGCUCACCUUGGCACAAUCACCGUGGGCCAGAGGGUGUUGUUAUUUGAUGAACAUGGUUAUCAGAAGUCACUCAAUAGCCAUAUAAAUGGUGGAGCGGAAACUCUAUAAAUACCACCACAUUCUUAUCAUGCAUCACACUCAUUGUUAUUUGGAGAUAUUCAUUGUAAUAAAUUGGCAUCAUUAAACCUGCAAAGGAAAGUAUUCUUUUUUUAAUAAGAAUAGCUUUUUCUAAGACAGAUAAUUUUGUCUUAUAGUGGGCAGCAGCACCUUCACAUGUUUUUGAGCUAUAUAUCUACAAAAAAGAUACCAUCUUCUACACUCUAGUUUUACUCAAACUGAGAAGUAUCUGUUGUCAGAACCAUAAUAAGAAUAAGAAAAUUCUGGUUUGUGCUUAACAGAUACACAUUACUGUGUAUAAAAUAGAUAAGCAAUAAGGACCUGCUGUAUAGCACAGGGAACUAUAGUAUCUUGUAGUAAUUUAUAGAAAUAGAAAAGAAUCUAAAAAAGAAUAUAUAUGUAUAUGAAUUAUACAUGUAUAAUCAAAUCACUUUGUUCCACGCCUGAAACUAACACAACAUUGUAAAUUAACUCUACUGUAGCUAAUAUAAAAAGAAUCCCAAAAAAAGUAAAAUAAAGUUCUACACUGGAAAAGAUAAAACCUUAAAAUUUAACUCUUCUAGACUUAAAUAUAGAAUCAUGUUUUUACAUAAUGAAUUUUAUGGUUAUUAUAAGGCAAAUACAUCUAGUGUUUAAGAAUAGAACAUUAAUAUUUAUAAAGAAAAACGAUGACCAAGUUAAAGUAAAUCUAAAUUUUCUAUGAACUUUCACUAUGCAGUUAGAAAAAUGUUUCCACAGGAAAAUAAAAUCUUCCAGUCAAGCAUGUUGAAAUAUUUUGGAGAAGAAGGAAAUACUAGGAUAGAAGCCCUCAGGCAAACUAGGUCUUAGAGAAUUUCACCAGUGCUAUGUUUUCUAGAAUAGCCUAUAAUGUUAUAUAAGCCUGGGAUCUCUACAUUUUUGUUACUUCUCUUAUUCUCUACUUUACGUAUUGCUGAGUAACAAAUUAUCUCCGAAUUUAGAAGCUUAAAACAACAAGCAUUUAUUAUCCCACACAGUUUCUGACACUCAGCAGUGCAGGAGGAGCUUAGCUGGGUGGUUCUGGCUUGGGUCUCUCCUGAAGUUGCAGUUAAGCUGUCAGCUGGUGCUGCAGGCAUCUGAAGGCUUGACUGAACUGGGAGAGCUUCUGCUAAGCUCCCGAGUUUGGCUGUUAGCAGGAGGCCUCAUUUCCUCACUGCCAGGUCCUCUCUGCAGGGCUGCUCAUGACACAGCAGUUCAUUUCCCCCAGAGCAAAUUAUCUAAGAAAGUGUUGGUAGGGAUGGGGAAUAUAGAAGGUACGCUGUCUUUUAUGACUUAGCCUUGGAAGUGACAAGCUUCCGCACUUGCCCAGUGUGACUGGCCAGUAGAACGACCUAACCCUAACGUAAUGGGGGAAGGGCUCAACGAAUUCCGGGAAUUGGGAAUCACUGGGGAUCAUCUUGUAGGCCGGCUGCCACAUCCACCAUGCUCAGAUCUUAAAAAUUGCCCUAAUAAUUUGAUUUAUAUUCGCAUCCCUAGAACUCUGCUUCCCUUGUAUUUUUUUUCUUGAUACUCCCAGUAACGCCAAAUCAAUGGUAAUUUUAUUGUUAGUAUGUGGAGACCUACUUUAAAUAUUUCUAAUGUUUAGAGCUUGAAGUUUCUUAUAUUUUUACCAGUGAUCUAAGUUCUGGAAUUAGGCAUAUUAUAUUUAUUUUAUUUUAUUUUAUUUUUAAUUUAUUUUGCUUUUUACGGCCGCACCCAUGGCAUAUGGAGGUUCCCAGGCUAGGGGUCUAAUCGGAGCUACAGCUGCCGUCCUGCAUGAUA